GGUUGUUUUUUAAUUUUCGAGACGAUAGGGAGGGGGAUCGUUUUCUUGCGAAGUCUUGAACUUGAGCUAUCGAUGCAUUGGGUGAGCGAAGGGUUUAAAAGGACGAGAGGAUUGGGAAAUUCGGAAACUAGAUCAUAGCAGGGAAUCUGCGUCGUCGGGCUUGUUUUGGCUGUUCUGCUACAUAGAGCUGACGCACGAGCGGAAACACGUGUAUGUUGCCAGCCAGCUGUAUGCAUGUGUCGGCGUUUCUUCACCAGUUACGGAACGCUCUGCCGUUAUAUAGUUUUCUUCGUUAUAUUUUUGCCUGAUUAAAUUACGUCGUCGCAAAAUGAGUAAGGCGCAGAUAAAUAACGAGAUUAUACUUUUGAGAGGCAGUGUGGAGCAAGCACGAGUACAGCUUAUUGCAAAACUCGCAAGAGAUGCGUUUAAAUUACGCAAGAAGAAAGGAACUGAACAGCAGAAAGCUAAAAAUGUUAGAAAGGCAGAUAAGAUAGCUGCUGAAAUCCUUGCAAUCAAGAAAGUAAAAAAGGAUGAAAUCACAAAAUUUAUUUUGUCAAACCCAUUGAACUUGGAUGAGAUUCUUAAGGAUCAGAAGGCAGAACCUCUGACUAGAAUUAUGGCUAGGAUUGCAAACCAUAAAAAGUUCAGUCAAAAAAUUGCUGAAUUCAAAAGCAAGUAUCCUAAUUAUGCAGAAUUUUUAGGCCCUGGAAGAAGAAAGAAGGCGAUAAGCGAAUGGAAGGAAAAUAAGAAAUCAAGGAAAGCUCAGAAAGAGGAAAAUGAUGAAUCCAGUAAGAAUGCUAGCGAUGCAGAGGCCUCAGAGAACAAUGAUGAAAGUUCAGACAAUGGAUCUGAGGCCAAUGAUGACGAUGAAGUAAGCGAAGGUGAGGAGGUGACAUCAGAUGUUGUCGAGGAAAAAGAAAGCGAAGAUUCAGUUGAAGAGAAGGUAACAACUGCAAAAACUGCUAAAAUAAAGAAAAGCAAAAAGAUAGAUAAGGAGAAUGUCAAGAGUACAAAUGUUGUAAAAGGAAAAAAGAACAAAAAGCUUGAAGUAAAAGAUAUUGUGGAACAAGAAAAAGAUAGUGAUGACUCAGAAGAAGAGGAUGUAAAGAGUAAUAUUGUAGAAUCAGAAUCAGUACAAAACGGUACAGUAAAGAAGGAAAAGCCCAAAAAUUCGUUAGGAAAACGAAAGAAAGCAAACAAAGAAGAGAAGCAAAGUACAGAUAAAGAUACAAAACCAGAUGUUAAAAAGAAAAAGAGUGAUACCUCAAAAGUUAUCAGUAAGCAAGCCAUUGUAAAGAAGUUUACUGAUAUACUGAAAGAAGAGGAAUCCAAACCAGAGAUGCAACCAGAAAUCAAUUCUGAUUCUGAGAGAUCAAACCUCAAGAUAGAAAAAGAAGUAGAUUCAUUUUUCUUCUCUGGAGAUGGGGGUGAAAAUUAUUUGAGCGUUGUUCUUCCUAAAAAUAAUUCGAACGAAGACGAAGAAGAAUACGGGAAUGACAGGUUCAACAAGAAACAUUUUUCACGGCAGCAGAACGACAAAUUCUUCAGCAAAGUUAACAAAUUCCAAAAUAACGGUCCCAAUAAUUACAACUCGAACAGGCAAGACUCGAGAUGGGAAGGUCAGCGCGAUAACGAGAGACCUUACGGCAGGGAUAAACCAGGAUUCAAUAAAUUUAACGGCAGAUCGAACGACAGAUUCAAUGACAGGCCUAACAACAGAUUCAAUGGCAAGCCAAACGACAGGUUCAACGACAGGCCCAACAACAAAUUCAACGACAGGCCAAACAACAAAUUCAAUGACAGGCCCAACAACAAAUUCGGCAAUGACCGCAACGACAAGCCUUUCAAAAAGCACGGCAAGGACAGCUUCGAGAGCAAGAGUAACGAGGUUCUGCAUCCAUCCUGGGAAGCCAAGAAGAAGCAGCAGGACAUUCUGAAAAAAGGAUUCCAAGGGAAGAAGAUCGUUUUCGGCGACGAUCUGUGAAAAAAAAAUUGUUGGUAACGCGUUGAGUUUUGUAACAUACUUUGUACAUAUUACGUUAUGUAUUUUUCAAUAAUAAAACACGAAAGUUUAAAAAAAA
Nasonia vitripennis (jewel wasp) is the source of this 2081-nucleotide messenger RNA. Its product is annotated as serum response factor-binding protein 1. Bases 329 to 1984 code for a protein of 551 amino acids. Gene Ontology annotation, cellular component: 90S preribosome; nucleus. NCBI's taxonomy places the organism in Eukaryota, Metazoa, Arthropoda, Insecta, Hymenoptera, Pteromalidae. The record is from RefSeq and is a predicted model, not a curated record. The transcript has 2 exons. Gene Ontology annotation, biological process: maturation of SSU-rRNA.